AUGCUUGCCACUUGUCGCACCACCACCCAUUCGCCGGCCAUGACCGCCUCCAUGUUCCGCGAGGGCGAGGGCCUGUUCGACUUCACCCUCCUUGACGAUGUCUCCCACCGUGGCUUCAUGGACAACCUCGAGCUCCGUUUCCAGAAGGGUCUCAUCUAUACCAAUGUUGGCGAGCAAGUCGUGUCGGUUAACCCGUUCAAGCGCGACCUGCCUGUGGCGACUGUGUCGAUGGAUGACUAUCGCAACAAGUUCAUGUACGAGGUGCAGCCGCACGUGUACGCUCUCGCCGAGGACACGUUCCGGUCGAUGAUCAACUCGAAGCGCGACCAAUGCGUGAUCAUCACAGGCGAGUCCGGAGCCGGGAAGACCGAGGCGUCGAAGAUCUUCAUGCGGUACAUUGCGCACGUUUCUGCGGCGUCUGCCGAGGCCGACGCCAUCAAGGAGCGGCUGCUGCAGUCGAACCCGAUUCUGGAGGCGUUUGGCAACGCCAAGACGCUGCGCAACGACAACUCGUCGCGGUUCGGCAAGUACAUGCAGCUUGAUUUCGACUACGCCGGCACCCCGCUCGGCGGGCAGAUCUCACAGUACCUGCUGGAAAAGUCGCGGGUGGUGACCCGGGCUGACGGCGAGCGCUCUUUCCACAUCUUCUACCAGAUCCUCUCGCAGCCGUCGCUCCUCUCGUCGCUCGGCCUGGUGGCAGACCCGAGCCAGUACCAGUACCUCUCGCUCUCGUCGUGCUACACCGUCAACACCAUCAAUGACGGUAAGGACUACAACGAGGUUGUGCAGGCCAUGCAGACGCUUGGCUGGGCCCGCGCAGACUUUGGCUACGUCACUCAGAUCCUCGCCGCCGUCCUUCACCUCGGCAACGUGCAGUACCGCGAGGACGUGGCCAAGUCGCAGCAGACCAACACCGACUGCGUCGAGAUUGUCGACAAGUCUGCAGUCUCGGCCGUCGCCAAGCUGCUGCAGAUCUCGCCAGCAGUGCUCAAUGCGGCGCUCACGACCCGGACCAUCACCACCGGCUUUGGUGCGCGCAAGAAUGAGAUCACCGUCCAGCUCGACCUCGCGCAGGCCGUCUUUACCCGCGACGCGCUGGCCAAGGAGCUCUACCACCGCGUCUUUGGUUGGGUUGUCGAGCGGCUCAACGACAAGCUCAAGGUGACCUCGGGCUACUCGCAGGUCCGCAUCGGCGUCCUCGACAUCUACGGAUUUGAGAUUUUCGAGGUCAACUCGUUUGAGCAGUUCUGCAUCAACUACUGCAACGAGAAGCUCCAGCAGCUGUUCAUCAACAACGUCCUCCGCUCCGAGCAGGAGGAGUACCUCCGUGAGGGCAUCGAGUGGACCGAAAUCGACUACUUUGACAACCAGCCCAUCAUCUCGCUCAUCGAGGGCCAGCGCCGCAUCGGCCUCAUCCCGCUUCUCGACGAGGCUUGCCUCGUCGGCCAGUCGACCCCGCGCGACCUCGUCGACAAGUUCACCAACUCGUUCGGCACGCACGACCACUUUGACACCGCCUCGUCGUCGCGUGACCGCCACCUCGGCCCCUCGGACUUCCGCAUCCACCACUACGCCGGCCAGGUCGUUUACUCGGCCGAACUCUUCCUCGAGAAGAACCGCGACCAGCUCAAUGUCGACCUCAUCCAGGCCUGCCUCGGCUCCAAGCACCGCCUCGUCACAUACCUCUUCCGCGAUGCAGACAAGCUGCUCAACAACAAGAAGCGGCCCGAGACCGCAGGCUUCCAGUUUAAGCGCGCCGUCUGUGAUCUCAUCUCCACCCUCCAGCAGUGCGAGCCGCACUACAUCCGUUGCAUCAAGUCGAACGACCUCAAGCGCGCCCUGUACAUGAACCGCGAGCGCGUUGACCACCAGAUCGUUUACCUCAACCUCGUCGAGACCGUCCGCGUCCGCAAAGCCGGCUUCUGCCAGCGCAUGCACUUUGCAAACUUUCUUCGCCGCUACAAGCUCCUCACCACCUCGACCUGGCCCAACUGGUACGGCUCUGACUACGACGGCACCCUGCAGAUCCUCAACGACCUCGGCAUCGACCCGGCCGAGUACCGCAUGGGCAAGACAAAGGUGUUCAUCAAGGACGCCAAGCUCUUCCUCUAUCUCGAGACCACCCGCGCCCAGGUCAUGCCCGACAUUGCCAUCAUCAUCCAGAAAAACUGGCGCGCCUUUGCCACCCGCCGCUGGUACCUCUCGCACCGCGAGGAGCUCCGUCGCAAGCUCAAGUUCACCCGCGCCGCAGCCACCAUCGUCCGUGCUUACAUCAACUACCGCUGCCGCAACGACGUCUUUGCCGUCUGGCAGGCCUUUGGCUCGGCUGCCUCGGACCCGUACUUUGGCAAGUACACCCGCUGGCCCGAGCCCUGGGGCCGCUUCUCCGAGGCCUUUGCCUACUUUUACCAGAUCUGGCACAAGUGGUGGGCCUACAAAAUGGUCACCUCGCUCAACCCCGAGGAGCAGUACCGCAUGCGCCAGAAAAUCCUCGCCAUGGACCUGUUCUCCGGCAAGAAGCCGUGGUCGCCCGGCCGCUCCUUUGACGCCAACUACCUCGAGUCGGACCCGGACUUUGUCCACGCUGUCCAGCUCCUCUUCCAGACAUACGGCGACACCCGCGUCGCCUACGCCGCCCGCGUCGUCAAGAUCAACCCCAAGCUCAAGCCACAGGUCCGCGUCCUCAUCGUCACCGACCGCUCCAUCUACAAGUACGACCCGGAAAAGUACGUCAUCAAGAAGGAGCCCUCGCCCAUCUCACAGGUCAAGGAAGUCGCCGUCUCACCCGCUGCAGACACCGUCGUCGUCAUCCGCAUGGAGUCGCCGCUCCGCGACUUUGUCGUCGACGUCGGCCUCUCCGGUCAGGAGCACGUCUCCGAGCUCGUCACCGUCCUCUACGAGUCGCUCGACCAGUCCGGCAAGGUCAUGCCCGUCAAGUUUGAGCAGGCCCUCCGCUUCAACAACUCGCGCGUGGCCGAUCCCAAGAACCCGUCCGCCAUCAAGAAGCCCGGCAAGGAUCUCGUCUGCACCAUCGCCCCGCGCAACGCCUCCCACGCCUCCAAGCCGCCCGGCACAGUCUUUGCCAAGGCCAAGGGCGGCGGCCUCCUCGCCUUCUUCCAGCCGUAG
Molecule: messenger RNA, 3126 nt
Organism: Thecamonas trahens ATCC 50062
Lineage: Eukaryota; Apusomonadida; Apusomonadidae
Product: myosin-Id
Exons: 2
Coding region: 1-3126 (1041 amino acids)
Biological process (GO): vesicle transport along actin filament; actin filament organization
Cellular component (GO): microvillus; plasma membrane; vesicle
Molecular function (GO): actin filament binding; ATP binding; microfilament motor activity
Source: RefSeq, a predicted model, not a curated record